UAAACCUGAUGCACUACCUUGUCAGGGAACAUUGCGACAAGGGUGAACCUAAAACAUGUGUUAUCUUUAUAAACAAGAACGGUCACAUUCUUAAACACCUACUACUAGGGAGUCUUAAUAAGUCAGUCAACUAAGUUACAACGAGUGUCAGUUGCCUCCAUUUCAGAUGAUUUUGUACUCGACUAGAACACAGGGUGUCACAGUUUGUAUGUUUUGGUUAGAUCUGAACGUUAGUAAUGGACAGUUCCAACGAUUUCAGUUCGACCACCCAUUCUGAAGACUAGUGAAAAGCUACAGUCAUGAUGAGGAGCACUGCACUGUUCCGUCUCCUGUCCGUCUCAGGACUGUGUUACCUGACUCUGAGUAUCUCCCCUCCUCAGUAUCACUAUAUUAGCCUUCAAAUGAAUUAUUGCCAAGCCCAGACUUACUGUAGAGACAUUUACACUGACUUGGCAAACAUCUACAACUCAGGGGAUCUGGAUAGACUUGUACAAUUGGUACCGAAUGGUACAGCCAGUGUCUGGAUAGGACUGGAGUUUGGAGAUGAAUUUGAGUGGCACUGGUCAUUACCAGAUCAGAGAAAGAUUGAGUUUUUCAACUGGAGGGCAGCAGAGCCGAAGCAAAACAAUACUCAAGACAGCUGUGCUGCAAUGGAUCCAAACGGACAGUGGUUUGAGGAUAACUGCCAAAUCAAAAGAGGUUUUGUUUGCUUUGAUGGGAAAAACGCUAGUAACAGUCACAUCUUCAUUGAUGACAGCAAGACUUGGAGAGAGGCUCAAGACCACUGCCGGGGUACGUACACAGACCUGGCCAGCAUACGGUCCAGAGAGGAAAACCAUCACGUCCAGAACAUGUCACUGUCCCAGAGCAUGUGGAUUGGUCUCUUCAAAGACCCAUGGAAGUGGUCAGAUGGGAGCAACUCCUCAUACCGCUUCUGGAAGACCAAUCAGCCUGACAACUUCAGAGGGGCCCAGAACUGUACUUCUGUUAUACUCAACGAUAACAAGUGGAAUGACCAGUGGUGCAACAUCAGUUGGGGGUUUGUCUGCCAUGGUGAAAUGAAGCGACCAACUACCCAGAUGACACCUACAACCACACAUACUGGGCCACAAACAACUCCUCCCGCAGCUACUGUGCUUGCCACUGCUGAACAGUCAACUACAGAUGAAGUAACACCUAAGCUAACAACUACCCAUUUUGUGCAGAUCCAACAUAUUCUUUUAGAUCUUUUACCAACCUCUGACCAAGCGACUACUGUAGGCUUACCUGUUCAAAACACUCCAUCUACACCAGUACCAACUACAUUCACUACCACAGACCAAGGUUCAAUUGAACAGUUAACUACAAAAUACCUAACUACCAAACAUGGAACUACUGUUAAAAAACCAACUACAUUCAAUACCACAGUAAAUGUUACUAAACAGUUGACUACUGAACUCCUAACGUCUGACCCACUGACUACUGUACCUGUUCAAAGCAAUAUCUCUAUAUCUGUACCAGCUUCAUUGAUUUCCACAGAACAUGUUUCAUCUGAACAGUUAGCUAAUGAACACCUAACCUCUGACCCAGCAACUACUGUACCUGUUCAAAGCAAUAUCUCAAUGCCUGUACCAGCUACAUUAACUAGAGAGCAAGCAACUACUGGUUACAUACCUACAAGCGCUACUUUCAAUACCACAGUGCAUGGUUCUACUGAACACACAACCUCUGAUCAAGCAAUUACUGAACCUGUUCAAAACACUCCUACAUCUGUACCAGUAAUAUUCACUACCACAGACCAAGUGACUACUAGUUACAUACCUACAAGUACCUCGACUGCACCUGUCCAAAAUACUCCCUCAUCGUCUGUACAAACUACAUUCAACACCACAGAACAUACUUCACCAGAACAGUUAACUACUGAACUCCUAACCUCUGACCCACUGACUACUGUACCUGUUCAAAAACCAACUACAUCCAAUACCACAGUGCGUGUUUCUACUGAAGAGGCAACUCCUGAACGCUCAACCGCUAACCAAGCCACUACUGCUUACUUACCUGAAACAACUGUACCUGUUGGAAACACUCCCUCAACACCAGUACCAACUGCGUUCAAUACCACAGUGCAUGUUUCUACUGAACUCCUAACCUCUGACCCACUGACUACUGUACCUGUUCAAAGCAUUAUCUCAUCGUCUGCACCAACUACCACAGAACAUGCUUCAACUGAAAUGUUAACUACUGGAUACUCAACUAGAGAGGAAGCAACUACUGGUUACUUACCUACAAGUGCUUCUGCUUCAAACGUCCAAAACAGUCCCUCAACACCAGUACCAACCCCAUUCAAUACCACAGAACAUGCUUCAACUGAACAGUUAACUACUGAACACCUAACCUCUGACCCACUGACUACUGUACCUGUUCAAAGCAUUAUCUCAUCGUCUGCACCAACUACCACAGAACAUGCUUCAACUGAAUUGUUAACUACUGGAUACUCAACUAGAGAGGAAGCAACUACUGGUUACUUACCUACAAGUGCUUCUGCUUCAAACGUCCAAAACAGUCCCUCAACACCAGUACCAACCCCAUUCAAUACCACAGAAUAUGCUUCAACUGAACAGUUAACUACUGAACACCUAACCUCUGACCCACUGACUACUGUACCUGUUCAAAGCAAUAUCUCUAUGCCUAUACCAGCUUCAUUGAUUUCCACAGAACAUGUUUCAACUGAACAGUUAGCUAAUGAACACCUAACCUCUGACCCAGCAACUACUGUACCUGUUCAAAGCAAUAUCUCUAUAUCUGUACCAGCUUCAUUGAUUUCCACAGAACAUGUUUCAUCUGAACAGUUAGCUAAUGAACACCUAACCUCUGACCCAGCAACUACUGUACCUGUUCAAAGCAAUAUCUCAAUGCCUGUACCAACUACAUUAACUAGAGAGCAAGCAACUACUGGUUACAUACCUACAAGCGCUACUUUCAAUACCACAGUGCAUGUUUCUACUGAACACACAAGCUCUGAUCAAGCAAUUACUGAACCUGUUCAAAACACUCCUACAUCUGUACCAGUAAUAUUCACUACCACAGACCAAGUGACUACUAGUUACAUACCUACAAGUACCUCGACUGCACCUGUCCAAAAUAAUCCCUCAUCGUCUGUACAAACUACAUUCAACACCACAGAACAUACUUCACCAGAACAGUUAACUACUGAACUCCUAACCUCUGACCCACUGACUACUGUACCUGUUCAAAACACCCCCUCAACACCUGUACCAACUACAUUCAACACCACAGAACAUACUUCAACUGAACAGUUAACUACUGAACUCCUAACCUCUGACCCACUGACUACUGUACCUGUUCAAAACACCCCCUCAACACCUGUACCAACUACAUCCAAUACCACAGUGCGUGUUUCCACUGAAGAGGCAACUCCUGAACGCUCAACCGCUAACCAAGCCACUACUGCUUACUUACCUGAAACAACUGUACCUGUUGGAAACACUCCCUCAACACCAGUACCAACUGCGUUCAAUACCACAGUGCAUGUUUCUACUGAACUCCUAACCUCUGACCCACUGACUACUGUACCUGUUCAAAGCAUUAUCUCAUCGUCUGCACCAACUACCACAGAACAUGCUUCAACUGAAAUGUUAACUACUGGUUACUCAACUAGAGAGGAAGCAACUACUGGUUACUUACCUACAAGUGCUUCUGCUUCAAACGUCCAAAACAGUCCCUCAACACCAGUACCAACCCCAUUCAAUACCACAGAACAUGCUUCAACUGAACAGUUAACUACUGAACACCUAACCUCUGACCCACUGACUACUGUACCUGUUCAAAACACCCCCUCAACACCAGUACAAACUACAUUCAACACCACAGAACAUACUUCAACUGAACACCUAACCUCUGACCCACUGACUACUGUACCUGUUAAAAAACCAACUGCAUUCAAUAUCACAGUAAAUGUUACUAAACAGUUGACUACUGAACUCCUAACCUCUGACCAAGCGACUAUUGUACCUGUUCAAAACAAUAUCUCUAUAUCUGUACCAGCUUCAUUGAUUUCCACAGAACAUGUUUCAUCUGAACAGUUAGCUAAUGAACACCUAACCUCUGACCCAGCAACUACUGUACCUGUUCAAAGCAAUAUCUCUAUAUCUGUACCAGCUUCAUUGAUUUCCACAGAACAUGUUUCAUCUGAACAGUUAGCUAAUGAACACCUAACCUCUGACCCAGCAACUACUGUACCUGUUCAAAGCAAUAUCUCAAUGCCUGUACCAACUACAUUAACUAGAGAGCAAGCAACUACUGGUUACAUACCUACAAGCGCUACUUUCAAUACCACAGUGCAUGGUUCUACUGAACACACAACCUCUGAUCAAGCAAUUACUGAACCUGUUCAAAACACUCCUACAUCUGUACCAGUAAUAUUCACUACCACAGACCAAGUGACUACUAGUUACAUACCUACAAGUACCUCGACUGCACCUGUCCAAAAUACUCCCUCAUCGUCUGUACAAACUACAUUCAACACCACAGAACAUACUUCACCAGAACAGUUAACUACUGAACUCCUAACCUCUGACCCACUGACUACUGUACCUGUUAAAAAACCAACUACAUCCAAUACCACAGAACAUACUUCACCAGAACAGUUAACUACUGAACACCUAACCUCUGACCCACUGACUACUGUACCUGUUCAAAACACCCCCUCAACACCUGUACCAACUACAUUCAACACCACAGAACAUACUUCAACUGAAAUGUUAACUACUGGAUACUUACCUAUACGUGCUUCUGCUUCAAACGUCCAAAACAGUCCCUCAACACCAGUACCAACCACAUUCAACACAACAGAACAUGCUUCAACUGAACAGUUAACUACUGAACACCUAACCUCUGACCCACUGACUACUGUACCUGUUCAAAACACCCCCUCAACACCAGUACAAACUACAUUCAACACCACAGAACAUGCUUCAACUGAACAGUUAACUACUGACUAAAAUACAGUAGAAUAGAAUACAGUAUAUACAUAUGAGAUGAGU
Messenger RNA from Oncorhynchus mykiss (rainbow trout), 5042 nucleotides. NCBI's taxonomy places the organism in Eukaryota, Metazoa, Chordata, Actinopteri, Salmoniformes, Salmonidae. The record is from RefSeq and is a predicted model, not a curated record.